AUGUCGUCACCCAACGAACAAACAACCUCUGAACAGGAACAGCCUGUCGAGUCAACCGGUGCAGCUGCUGCAGAAUUACCGGUGACCCAAGCCGCUCAAACGAGCGUAGAUCCACGAGCCGUGGAUGGUACAGCGGAUGAGUCCCAUGAGGCCGGUAAUGAGGACGCCAGCAAGGACCAGACCGAUGGCACGGACGCUGGUGCAGGAGAUUCGGAGCGGCUGCUAGUCUCGUCCACCCCCGAAUACAAGCAGAUGAUCCAAUCGAGGUCCAACAUGAAGCGUCGACUGACGAGGGUGAGGCGAAAGAUAAAAAUUCACCUAGACCUGCUAGGAACUGAUUGUUUCAGCGCAGACGCUCUUGGCCGCCUAGAUGUUUCUGCCGCACGUUCCCUUUACGAUGAGGCGUCCGGUUUGAAGUCAAACAUCGAGGGUAUCCAAGACAAUAUUAGACGGAGCUUAGAAGACGCAAACGAGGAUAAGAAAUUAGAUGAACAAGACGCGUGGGAGAAUAAUUUCGAACUUGAAUGCGUGUGUUUGCUGAGGCUCGCACAAUGUUUACAACAAUGCGACCACCAUUCUCGCACUCAGUAUGAAGCUGAAGACGAACGCCGCACCCGACUCCGAUUACUAGAAGAGCAUGGACCACGCGCGCUAGAUGUUCUUGGUGCGGCCAUGUCUAGCCCUCGCAGCGGACCAAAACCAACAUGUCAUGCGUCGCCAACACUACAUGCGUGGAGUGAGAAGAGUGCCGACGCGGAUAUCGACACUGCUGCUUCAAGUGCUUGUGACACUGUUGAGCCACCGCGACAGUCCCAAUGUGAGUCGGCUGAACAGUCACACGCACAAAGUGCAGUGCUUCAUGACAUUGUACAUGUAGUAGAUGCAACUGAGUCUCCUGCCAGCGCAGCAAAUGCACAGGAAACCAGCGCAGCAGUCAGUGUCAGAAGCCAACCAAGAUCACCAGUGCCACCAGUCCCCAAACCACGUGUCAGGCAUGCCAUUGGCCCUGGCACUGGUAGAACUGCUGCCACUCCAGCAGUGCAUGCGGUGCCCAGCCCAAGUCCCACCUAUGGCAGUGGUGAGGAGGACAGGGCCUAUGACUAUGAGCAUUACCUCCAGCAGGAGACCCAGGACAGACAAGCAGUACAACAGCUUCAGCCAGAUGCAGAAACAUUCUAUCCACCAGACCAUUCUGUCGCCGCCAGGACAGUCCCUCCACCAGCCACAACCUGGCCACGCGAUGCUAUUGCCCCACUGGAGCAAGCUCUUCAGGGCGCAGUUAUGAAUGUCGCCCAGGCUUUGAGCCAAAACCAAACGCCACAACACACCAGCACAUCCGCUGCAGCCGGCCCAAGCUCCGUUGUGUUCAAGCUAAAACCGAUGGAAAUACCGAGCUUCGACGGGCAGGUCACCAACUGGCCCGAUUUUUGGGACCUGUUUGAAACUGCCGUGGACAAACAGCCAAUGUCCGAUGUCGUUAAGCUGAGCUACUUGAAGAGUGCCCUCACUGGCCGAGCUGCCCACACGCUCGCUGGUCUGGCUAUCACCAACAACAACUAUGCCACGGCCGUACAGCUACUGAAAGAACGAUACGGACGGACAGAUGAUAUUGUUGCUGCCCUGUAUACCAAGCUGCAGCGAUUGCAAAGCACAUCGUCCAAACACCGUGAUAUCCGGAACACCAUUGACAACAUCGAACGGAUACUACGACAGCUGGCUGCCAUGGGCAUUAGCGUUGAACAGCAGCCACUAUUGGUGCAGCACAUUUUGUCCAAGUUCCCUACGGAAGUACUCACCAAGCUAGAGGAAUGGCGAACAUCGAGCCAUCAGUCGUGGACGGUCGCCACCCUGCGAUCCGCCCUUCAGCGGUAUGCCGAAAUCCACCGGAAUUUGCGGGAAGGUUCCGAGACUUCUGCCUCUCAGUCUUCAAGGACACCGGCCACACAGACACAGCACGGCUCACCAAUGACCAUGCAAGGAACUGGACACGCUCUUUCAUCUCAGUCAACGCAUAGUGCACCUCCACGUCUAUGUGUCUUCUGCAAGGGGACUCACUUCAACGACCAGUGCGUCACCUACAAGCUGGCUCGGACAAGACAACAGAAGCUCCGAGAACAAGGUCGUUGCUUCAUUUGUCUGCGACGGAGCCAUAUGGCGUCCCAGUGCCCAGAGAAAACCAAGGCGUGUUUUCACUGCAGCAAGACCGGCCACAACCGAGCUAUCUGCCCAGCCCAUGAGAGACGUGAGCCCUCCAAAGGCAGCUCAAGGCCACAACCUGAGGAACUUGCAAAUACGUGCUCCGCCAGUCUCGUGUCAGAGGGUCCCAGCGACAAGACUGGUGCAGUAUUCCUCCAGACAGCACAAGUGCAGAUUCAAGCUGCCGAUGGUAGCUUUAUCACCGCGCAUGCGUUACUGGACACCGGCAGCAAUCGCACGUACAUGAGUACCCAGCUCAGCAAGCAGCUUCAGCUGCAGCCGGAGAGACAAGAGUCAUUGACCCUCAUCACCUUUGGAGUGACACACCCACGCAGUGUUGUUACAUCGGUCGUUCAGACGUCCAUCUCACUGUCCGACGGACAGAGGUACCCCAUCAAAGCGAAUGUACUCGACACCAUUACACGACCUAUCCGACGCUACCCUCUUCCAUCUGAAGAUGCGGAGUUCCUGGCAGGCGAACCAUCCAUUCAAAUGGCAGACACCAUACCAUCAACAGCCGAGACGAGGGCCAUUGACAUUCUCAUUGGUUCUGAUCAUUACGGAAAUCUUGUGCAAGGAUCACCGCAGCGUCUACCGUCAGGUUUGUACGUGAUGGAUACGCUCUUGGGUCACAUCGUCACAGGACAGUGUUCGUCCAAGUCGGAUGACAGCAACAGCUCAACGCUUCUUGUCAUGACGCAGGCAAGCACCGGUCUACAGCGUCCGCUAUAUGACUACAUGGCAACCGCCGACUCUGCUCUGCUUGCUGAAGUCGAACCAAACUUGACGGAGUUUUGGUCGCUAGAAAGGAUCGGUGUGGAGGACCCAGCAAGUCUCCCAACAGAUGACGACACAGUUCGACAGUUCGAGGAGACCGUCACGUUUGCCGACGGCCGCUACACAGUCCAGUUUCCAUGGAAGCCCGACAUGCAGCUUCCACACAACAAGGACCUAGCCUACGGAAGGAUGAAGUCACUGGGGAAACGGCUUGCAGCAGAUGGAGACCUGCUGACCAGGUACAACGACGUGCUGCUGCAGCAGGAACGGCUUGGCAUUAUCGAGCGAGUCACAGAGAAAACCAAGUGCGGUCAACGCUCGCACCAUCUGCCGCACCAUCCAGUGUUGUCUCCUUCGAAGGCUACCACCAAACUCCGAGUGGUCUAUGACGCCAGUGCGAAGAUCAAUAAGACAGCACCGAGCCUGAAUGACUGCCUGAAUCAAGGGCCGUCCCUCCUGCCUAGCCUCUGCGGCAUUCUGCUACGAUUUCGCCUGGCCCCGAUCGUGCUAAUCUCAGAUAUUGAGAAGGCAUUCCUGCAAGUAAGGAUUCAAGAGACAGACCGUGACGUCGCCCGAUUUCUGUGGUAUCGUGACAUCACUAAGCCGGACGUCAUCGUGGACAACAUCGAAGUCUACCGGUUCUGCCGACUACCAUUUGGCAUCAUCAGCAGUCCGUUCUUGCUGGAUGCCACAAUCAGGCAUCACCUUGACAAACACAAGACAGCCACAGCAGCCGAAAUUCGCAAGAACAUCUACGUGGAUAACAUCAUGCUGACGGCUGGUACUGCAGAGGAAGCCGAGGUCAAGUACCGCGAGACUCGGCAGGUGUUCAACUCCGCGUCCAUGAAUGUACGUGAGUGGUCGUCCAAUGACCCUGCUACCUCCUCUGUGUUUGACCCGAGUGUGACAGCGACGAACACGAGCCAGAAAGUUCUCGGCCUGCAGUGGGAUACCGUCGCCGACACAUUCCACAUUCCAGGUGUGAGCUCCGAGUCGCCUGACGUCGACAGCAUAGCAUCCAAACGGCGUGUUUUGCACAACGUAGCACGCAUUUAUGAUCCACUCGGACUCUUCAACCCAGUCACCUUCCAUGCCAAAGUGUUUUUGAGAACGCUUUGGAGGGACGACCUGUCUUGGGACGACGCUCUACCCACAGAACGACUCGAGCAAUGGCAGUCCAUAGAGGGUAUACUUGAGCCGGUCGCAGACAUCCGUAUCCAACGCCGAACCUCCACUCUGAAGUCAGUUACCGAUCGACAACUUCAUGUCUUCUGUGACGCAUCAAAGGACUCCUAUGCAGCGUGUGUCUACCUCCGUGAAGCCAACGGACCUGAUGCGACAUCGACACUGCUCUUCUGCAAGAUGCGAUUGGCGCCAGCAAAAAGGGAGCUCACCAUACCCCGCCUAGAGCUCAUGGGCGUAGUCAUUGCAACCAGAGCUCUGCUAUUUGUGCGCAAAGAGCUCGGCAUCGACAUCACGAAGAGCUUCCUGUGGUGCGACUCACAGUGCGUUCUCCGCUGGCUUGUUACGCAUAAAGACCUGAGUGUGUUCGUCCGUAACCGUGUCAAAGAAGUCCAGCAAGUAGAAGAUCUGUCAUUCCGGUAUGUUCGCAGCGAAGACAACCCUGCAGAUCUAGCAACGAGAGGCGCCACUGUGCCUGACCUCAGUGACAUCUGGUGGCACGGACCUCACUGGCUGCGGCAAGCCGAGGACAACUGGCCCACCUGGCAGCGACCUCCCAUCACUCCAGAAGAUUUCAAGAAUGUGAUGGCCGAGUGCAGGGGACCCAAGGCUGUCUUCGAAGCAUCACUUGUCGCCAACACGGAAGACACACCUGUCGUACAAUCGACUGGUCUAGCUGGGAUCGAGCCGGGACACCGACAGCUGUCAACUCUAUUGCGAAUCACCGCCAAUUGUCUGGUCUUUCUACGAAAGAAGAUCUGGCAGCGACUCUCCAGUGACAGCCAACAGAAGCUGAGGACGAAGCACCCACUCCUCGCAACAGUCCUGUCUGAAACGCCCUCCAUUCGCCUAUCUAACUGCCUUUGGGUGAGGCAUAUCCAGCAGCAAAGCUUCCCAGACAUGGAGUCGAAGAAUAGCAGCAUAGUGACGCAACUCGGCAUCCACGCAGAUCAGUAUGGUGUGCUCCGGUGCCACGGAAGACUUGGCAAGGCAUAUGAGGCUACGGAUUCCACACCUCCCGCGCUACUGCCACGGAACCACUGGUUCACUACAGCUGUUGUCGAGGAGAUGCAUCGACAAGCUCUCCACGCUGGACCGGCACACACGCUCACCCUGAUACGACGCAGCUACUGGCUUCCAAAGGGAAAGGCAGCGGUGCAAAGGAUUCUUCGCCAGUGUACCACGUGUCGUCGCCAUGAGGGCCAAUCAUUCCGCCUGCCGCCGAUGCCGUCGCUUCCAAAGGAGCGAGUUUCAAGGUCCAACCCCUUCCAGUAUGUUGGGACGGACUACUUUGGUCCGCUGCGAGUCAAGCAACCUGGAGGCACUGACAAGGUCUGGGUGUGCAUAUUCACUUGCUUCACUGUACGAGCAAUCCAUUUGGAAUUGGUUUCAGACAUAUCAACAUCGCAAUUCGUCAUGUGCUUUCGCAGAUUUGUGUCUCGCCGAGGUGUGCCGCACAUGGUAUACUCCGACAAUGCCAAGCAUUUCAAACUCGCCGCAUCUGUGUUCCGAGAUUUAUGGCACACGGUCAUCAAUGAUCCCGAUCUCCACAGCUACAUAUCCUCACAAGGGAUAACCUGGCGCUUCACUACUGAGCUUGCACCCUGGCAAGGUGGCAUCUAUGAACGUCUGAUCGGCACAGUUAAACGGUCCUUUCGGAAGGCCAUCGGUCGUAGCCUACUGACCCGUGACGAACUGCAGACUUUAUUAACUGAGGUUGAAGCUGUAACCAACUCGAGACCGCUGACCGCAAUACCAUCAGACGAAGACUCGCCGGAUGUGUCUGUCUUGACACCUGCACACUUCUUGAGCCCAGGUCUGUCCCUGAUGGCACCAUUCGGAGCGCUGGAUGAACAAGAGGAGGAGUAUAAUCCCACCAACAACGAAGACACCUCGCACAUUCUAUUGCGACGAUGGCGUCAUCAUACACGGAGAUUGGAAGACUUCUGGAAACAAUGGAAGGAAGAAUAUCUCAUGAUGCUCCAAGAGAGAUCAACGCCACUACAUCGACUGCAACGCCAUCAGUCUGCUAGCCUAACUCCACGAAUCGGCGACAUCGUCAUCGUGAAGCAGGAAGGAACUCCGAGAGGUUUCUGGAGAAUUGCAAGGAUUGAAGACCUGCCGAAGAGUACAACAGACAAAGCCAUCAGAAGUGCUAAAGUUCGCCUGCCGUCGAGGAAUAUCGUCUCACGUCCACUGUCUCAUCUGUAUCCGCUGGAAGUGUCAGCAAUCCAAGAGCCAUCAUCUCCCCAGGACUCCAACGAUGCAGCGACGGAAGAGCCACAACAGCGAAAGGGCAACGCGCCAAAUCAACCACUUGUACAGCGACCAAGAAGAAAGGCAGCAGAAAGAGCCGCGAAGAACAUUGAAUCUUGGCUCGCAUGA
Sycon ciliatum is the source of this 6540-nucleotide messenger RNA. RefSeq lists its product as uncharacterized. NCBI's taxonomy places the organism in Eukaryota, Metazoa, Porifera, Calcarea, Leucosolenida, Sycettidae. Gene Ontology annotation, molecular function: zinc ion binding; nucleic acid binding; aspartic-type endopeptidase activity. The record is from RefSeq and is a predicted model, not a curated record. The transcript has a single exon. Gene Ontology annotation, biological process: proteolysis; DNA integration. The coding region runs from base 1 to 6540 and encodes 2179 amino acids.